AUGGAGAGGUACAGCGGGACUGAGGCAAUGGAGGGGGCACCAGUGGAUCCGAUGGUGGAAUGGGCCGCUCCCGGCAAUGGAACCGGACUUGAAGUGCGUAUGUGGGAGUUGGGCCUCGGAGGUGGGCCCGAAUCGUACCCGGAGAGGCCCGGCGAGCCUGAUUGCGGAUAUUACUUGAAGACUGGAUUCUGUGGGUACGGUGCUCGGUGUCGUUUCAAUCAUCCCCGUGAUCGGAGUGCGGUGAUGGGACCAUUGAUGGCCUACGAUGGUGAUUACCCCGAACGUGUUGGUCAACCAGUCUGCCAGUACUAUAUGCGGACGGGAAUGUGUAAAUAUGGUGCUUUCUGCAAGUACCACCAUCCAAGACAGGGAGGUGGACCUUCUGGCUCGGUGACCCUAAAUUUUGAUGGAUAUCCAUUGCGACCGGGUGAAAAGGAUUGUUCAUAUUAUGUUAAAUAUGGGCAGUGCAAGUUCGGCACUACCUGUAAAUUUAAUCACCCGCACCCAUCUGGUUUACAUAUGCCAGUACCAGCUCGUGGGCCUGGAUCAUUGCCUACGCCAGCAACUGUACCUACACCGGUGGUCUAUCCAACUCCCUCCGUGCAUUCUUCCCAACAAUAUGGGAUAUUUCCUGGCAACUGGCCAGUUGCAAGACCGGCUGUCUUUCCACCUUCAUAUGUUUCUGGGGCUUAUGGUCACAUGCUUCUUCCCCCUGGAGUUGUUCCGGGUCCUGGUUGGACUCCCUACCCGGCUUCAGUUAGUCCUGUGGUCUCCUCAGACCCUCAACCAACUGUUGGAGCGGGCCCAAUUUAUGGGAUAACCCAGUUAUCUCCUUCAGCAACUGCCUACACAGGAGUGACAGUACCAUAUUUAUCCAUUACUUCUGCUGGCCUUUCAGACGGCCCUCAGCAGGAACAUGCAUUUCCAGGAAGACCCGGCCAGCCAGAAUGUCAGUAUUAUUUGAGAACUGGAGAGUGUAAGCAUGGACCUACAUGUAAAUAUCAUCAUCCACCAGAGUGGAAUGCACCAACUACAAAUUAUGUGCUUAGUCCACUGGGUCUUCCCUUACGCCCGGGUGCACCAGUUUGUAUUAACUAUUCACAGAACGCAGUAUGCCAGUUUGGACCUUUGUGCAGAUUCGAUCACCCUAUGAAGACUCUGAGUAGCAGUCCAUCAGCAUCUUCUCUUACUGAUAUGCCUGUUGCUCCAUAUCCUGUGGGAUCUAAUAAUGCAACUUUGGCUCCAUCAUCUUCGUCGUCAGAUUUGAGGCCCUACCUUAUUGCUGGGUUCGGAAGAGACUCCACAUCUCCCCAAAUGUCAUCUAUAAGCAGUACAGGUGCUUCAGCCAGUUCAAUUUAUUCACCAAGUGAGCCCAUUUCUCGUUCUAGCUUUCAGCAGUCGGGACAAGGUCCUGGAGGUGAGGUUCGUACUUCAAAUUGA
Messenger RNA from Fraxinus pennsylvanica, 1440 nucleotides. The record is from the annotation of a GenBank genome assembly. Lineage: Eukaryota; Viridiplantae; Streptophyta; Magnoliopsida; Lamiales; Oleaceae.